Messenger RNA from Aspergillus alliaceus, 3004 nucleotides. RefSeq names its product putative GTPase activating protein (Gyp5). Bases 129 to 2723 code for a protein of 864 amino acids. The transcript has 4 exons. The record is from RefSeq and is a predicted model, not a curated record. Lineage: Eukaryota; Fungi; Ascomycota; Eurotiomycetes; Eurotiales; Aspergillaceae.
UUCUUCUUAUAUUCAAUUCCCCGCUGGUUCCUGAAAAGAAAAAAGGAAAGAAAGAAAGAAAGAAAAAUAAGCCUGAUUGAUUCACUUAGCCGCACUUCUAAUUCCCCCCAGGGGCUCUUGGGUUCAUCAUGUCGAGACGCAGUAGCAGAGACUACGAAGGAGAUUCCUUCGACGAUGCCCUGGAAGCUCCAACAUCUCAAAACAGUCUCACCGUUUCGAUUCCUCAGAGUUCCUCAACCCGUUCCUUAACAGACAGUCCCCCGAGCGCUACCACCCCUCAGUUAACCGAUGCGCCCUCUCUACAUCCUACGGCACAGGACGACGAUAUGACAAAUGGGGAGACACAGGAUUCUCAUCCGGAUCCUCGGUCGGAAGGGGAGGAAACACCUCGCAAACAGAAAUUACAGAAAUCCCCACUGUUGACGGCUCACCGAUUGUCUACCACUUCCCUCGACGAAGUGAAUCUAGCCAGCAGCAACAAAGACGAUGACUCCAUAGAGAACCAUGACCUAAGUCCGGGCCAUAACCCGGGCUCUCCUCCAUUGCCUUCGAGGGACUCCAUAUCGGCUCAGACCCCACGCCUAUCGGACCCUGCUCUGCCAGUAAUCAAGAACACCGCCCCUGCUGCACCGCCACCUCCACCAACUCGAAAACUGACAAGUCCUUUUGCAUGGCUGACUCGAAGUUCGACGGGAAGCAAGGAGACCAAAUCACCCCCUCAGAAUAGCCGCCGAAGCACAGCCGCUUCGGUAUCCACAAUUUCCAGUAAUCCUGAAUUGGCCGGCCGGACACAGGAUGGAGAGGAUCCAGAUGGCUCGAGCACGGGAUCGCGAAAGCCAGCUCGCAACAGCCUAAAGGAUCAGUUUAAAAUGCUCAGGAUGCGGGAUGAAGGACAGGUUUCGGAAAAUGACGAAGCAAGUAUCACGUCGGGACGUGGAAGCUUCAGUCACUCCGCUGGAAGUCCGCCGCCUAGCAUCCCAGAAGAAGGUGAGAACGAUUCCGCAGUGUCGCCAGCGGCCUCGCCACCCAACCUACCAUCGACAGUCAACCCGAAUCUUGCCCCAGGAACAGUCUCGGGUUUCUCGGCCUCUGCAACUGACGCGGCGACCCCCGUCGAUUGGGAAUUAUGGCAGCAGCUGGUCAAUCGUGGUCCCCAGGCGCUGAAGGGCACGAAUUCCGAGGAGCUGAACGCCGCCAUCAAACGGGGGAUCCCGCAGACCAUUCGAGGGGUCAUCUGGCAAGUCCUGGCUGACAGCAGAAACCCCGAACUCGAAGAGGUCUACAGGGAGCUGGUUGCGCGUGGCACUGAUAAGGAAAGGUCGCGUGCUUCCAAUGGCACGGUGAAUGGGAAUGGAGAAAAGGAGUCCGCAUCGUCAUCUCGGUCGUCCAUGCGUUCCGAGCGUUCUGCUUCGGUGGCACACUCCAUUAACGGGUUCCCCAGUCCAGCCCAUGAAUUGGACCCUGAAAAACUCGCAAAAGAACAGGUUGCGAGCGAGGCUGCCCGGAAGAAGAAGGAGAAGGAGGACGGUGUGGCACUACAAAAGCUGGAGAAGACUAUUCGGCGGGAUUUGGGUGCUCGUACAAGUUACUCCCGUUAUUUUGUGUCGCAAGGAAACCAGGAAGGUCUGUUUGGUUUGUGUAAAGCGUACGCUCUAUACGACGAGGCUGUGGGGUAUGCACAGGGCAUGAACUUCAUUGUCAUGCCACUCCUAUUUAACAUGGAUGAAGUAGAAGCAUUUACGAUGCUCGUCAAGUUGAUGAAUCAAUAUGGCUUGCGGGAGAUGUUCAUCCAUGACAUGCCUGGUCUACACCGCAGCCUUUUCCUUUUCGAACGCCUACUUGAGGACAUGGAACCUGCAUUAUACUGCCACCUUCGCCGGCGAGGGGUGCACCCGCAAUUGUAUGCCACACAGUGGUUCCUGACUCUUUUCGCAUACCGCUUCCCCUUGCAACUGGUCCUCCGGAUUUACGAUCUCAUCCUUGAGGAGGGGCUUGAAAGUACAAUCCUUAAAUUUUCGAUUGCUAUCAUGCGUCGAAACUCCGAAACGCUUCUGGGUAUGAAGGACAUGACUCCGCUGACCACUUUCCUCAAGGAGCGCUUGUUCGAUGUCUACAUUGACAAACAGCCCUCCGCAUCGUCAAUACUCGAGUCUGGGUUCUUCGGCAGCUCGGGAGCUGCUGAUAAGGAGAUAUAUCGCGCGGACAUCUUGGUCCAGGAUGCCUGUGCCGUUCCUCUCCAGCCCGAGACUAUCCGUGCGUACACGGCGGAGUGGGAGGAAAAAGUGCGGAGCGAACGAGAACGCGAACAGGAGCUAGAGAGUCUCAAGCACACGGUAGCAACGCAGAGUGUUCGGAUCCGGUUGCUGGAAGAACAAGCCGAAGCGUCAGACAAAGAGCACGUUCAACUUGCUUCUGAACUUGUCCAUCUCAAAGUAGAGAAUGAGGAGCUCACGGACCUGAACGACGCCUUGAAUAUGCAGGUCAGAGAACUGAAGAUCGUAGUGGACAAACAGCCCGCAGAAGUUGAAGAGAAGCUCCAAACCGAGAUGGAUCGCAUUAUGCAGCGCAAUAUGGAAGUUCAGAAUGAAAACCGGUCAAUGGUGGAGCAAAUGGCAGAGAUGGAGAAAGAGCUCGUGGAGGCGAAGAUGAAGUGGGCAGAGAUCCAUGAAAACCACGAGAAUUUAAAGCAGAAAUGGAGCGAUCUCCGCAAAGCUCUUGACUAGCUCCACCCCCGUGCGACCCUUUUGUACAUUUCACUUGUCUACAUGCCAACAGUUCCCUCGCCUGGCUGCUUUUAACGAUUUUAAUCUUCCCUUUCCGGCCUCCGACUUGCGUGUACAUUUCUUGACGGAGCUUUCGAGUAUUCGUCCAGUACGGUUGUAUCAUCAUCUUUCCCUUCAGCGCAGCGCGAGUUCUCGGUGGCGUGUCGAGUUCUAGCUAUGAGCAGGCGUCUUAUGAAGCGAUUUUCACGUUAUGCGUUGGGUCUACAUUAACUGGUUUACUA